CUCUCUGGUAUUACGCCAUUACUAGUUCAGCAGUGCAGCUAAAAAGAACGGAUGAAGUGUCGUUUUCAAAUUUAGUUAGGUUAGGUUAAUACAGAUCUUGUCAGAUUAGGUUAAAUUGUAUAUAAAGCUUAGUCGGGAUUAAUUUGAAAGUGUUGUAUAAAAAAUUAUUGAAAAUUUGUAUAAUUUUGCAAGUUCAUUAUCGAUGAGAAAUUAGCAGAAAAGAAGAUAGACAAAAAACCGAUAUCUAUCUGGCUCUAAGCAACGCAUUAUAAAAAAGGAAAUUUUCUUUGAAAAAGAAAGGUUAGGUUGUGUCAUAUAUCGGUAUAUAAAAGUUUACAGAUGCUCUGUGAUACGAAUAUGUUCUGAAUUUGACGUCCAGACGUAUAUAGAAACAUUUGUGUGACGUUUUAAUCAUCAGAUUAUAAAUUUUAAGCUUACGACUUAAUUUGAGAAAUGAGAAUCGCCGUAGAAGGUUGCGCCCAUGGCGAAUUGGAUAUUAUUUAUGAGACAAUACAAGAAAUCGAAAAAGUUGACGGGAGGAAGAUAGAUCUGCUCAUUUGUUGCGGAGAUUUUCAAGCUGCCCGAAAUUUAAGUGAUCUGGAAUGCAUGGCGAUAUCAAAUAAAUACAAGGAUAUGUGUACAUUUUACAAGUACUAUUCUGGUGAGAAAAAAGCUCCAGUAUUGACAAUUUUUAUCGGAGGCAAUCAUGAAGCAUCGAAUCAUCUUCAAGAGCUACCUUAUGGAGGAUGGGUUGCACCUAAUAUUUAUUACCUUGGAUAUGCUGGUGUAAUACAAGUGGCUGGAGUCAGAAUUGCUGGACUUUCUGGCAUUUAUAAGAGUCAGCAUUGGAUGCAAGGACAUCAUGAAAAACCUCCGUAUACAGACAGUACUCUCCGGAGUGUAUAUCAUGUUAGAAAUCUAGAAGUAUUUAGGUUAAAACAGCUCUCUGGUAAAAUCGAUAUCUUCCUGUCUCAUGACUGGCCAGCAGGAGUAACAAAAUACGGUGAUGAAGACGCAUUGUUGAAACGAAAACCGUUUUUCAGGAGCGACAUAGAAAGCAAUACACUCGGUAGUCCGCCGUGUAUGGAUUUGUUGGAGCACCUCUAUCCAUCCUACUGGUUCUCUGCACAUCUGCACUGUAAAUUCGCGGCCGUAAUCCCGAAGAAGGGAGAGGAGGCGCGUGUGACUAAGUUUCUAGCGUUGGACAAGUGUCUGCCAAAACGCAAGUUCCUCCAAAUACUGGAGGUGCGCUCACAGCAGGACAGUCCCGUGCAGCUGAGCUAUGACCUGGAAUGGUUGACGAUACUGUACCUGACGAAUCAUUUGCUGAGCGUUAAGAGUAACAUACAAUAUAUGCCCGGUCGCCACGGCAGCGAAAAAUGGAUGUAUACACCCACCGUGAAGGAGAGGCAGACCGUAUACGAGAAGUUCGACUCCGACUUGCGAGUGCCGCUCAAUUUCGCUCGCACCGUCAAACCGUAUGACCCAUUGGCCAACGCUCAGAUCGAGCGGCCGCGGCUGAUGAUAAACGAUCAGACCACGCGAUUCUGUCAGACGCUGGGUAUUGAUGAUCCAUCUGCCUUGCUGCAAAUUAUCGCGAAUAAUAAAGACAACAGUAGAUCGGACGAGAUAUCGAUGAACGUGGAGCCUAUGGAGAUCUCGUUUGACGAGGAAAACGCGCACUUGAGUUCCUUUGAGGAAUAUUCGUUGAGUAAAUAUUUGAGCGGCGGUGCCUCGCCCACGAACUCGUCCUCCAAGAGCAAUGGCGAUGAUGAGCACGACGAUUCGGCUGAUGUGAACACCAGUGAAAGCGCCUUGGACGACAGCGUCAAUGACUCCACAACAUUUGUGGAUUCCGCUUUCGCGGACGACAGUAACGGGCAAUGUCAAACAAUGGACAAAUUAACCAUCAUAUCAGGGAUAUUAUUUUUAGCUGCAGAUAUAUUUGCCAUAGCUAGUCUGGCUAUGCCAGAUUGGAUUAUCACUGAUGUUGGAGGUGAUACAAGAUUAGGUCUCAUGAUAUCAUGCAUGACCUUGUACAAUAGACCACAAGUCUGUUAUAAGUCAGAUUUACAAUCAGAAUGGUUAAUGGCAUUAGUCUGCAUAUUUGUAGGUUGUAUUUUGAUAACAACAACCAUAAUAUUACUGGUUAGCUCACAUUGGGAUCGUAAUGUCAUUCCUUACGCACGUUGGGUAGGAUUUGGUGCCAUGGUGUUAUUUUGUCAUGCGGCAGUUAUAUUUCCAAUGGGAUUUCAUAUUGAUGAAAUUGGUGGGCAACCGUAUCAAUUACCUAAUUCGCAUCAAGUUGGAAUCUCCUACAUUUUGUUUGUCCUAGCUCUAUGGAUCACUGUAAUUUCUGAACUUUUUGCGGGCAAAGUCUGUCUGCCGCAUUUUUAGCAUUAUACUCCGGUACGAAUACUUUUUGACUUUAUCCUGUUGACAUGUAUAUUUAUAGUGUGUAGUAAUAUCUAUCUCAAUGGUAUAUAGAAUUAUUUAUACUCAGUAAAACUAUAUUGUAAAAAUAUGAGAAGUAUUACAUUCCUGUAUUAUAUAUGACAAGAUUAGGUUAAAAUAUUAUAAAAAUCAGCUACAUUUACUUUCAAUUAGAAUAAUUAGAUGGUUUAAGGGUAUAUUAUAGAAAUAAUAUAUUAAGGAUGUACUAUAAAAGUAUAUUGUAACCUUAAGGGAAAGUAGUAAAUAAACAAAUAAUAUUGUUAUAUGUAUGUACAUAUAUAUUAGACAGUAUAUACAUCUCUUAGUCGCAACUCAAUUUUAUAUAACAUAUGUACAGUUUUAUAUUUUUGUUAUAAAUUCUUAAAAUCUAUUUAUAAAACUCUAAAUGGAUGCGAAUUAUGUGUAACUCACCUUAUUACAAUUAUACUCAGAAUUUUGUUCAGACUGUUUUGUAUUACCUACAUUAUGAACAUAUGCAAUAUAAUAGAUUGCACAGUUUUUGUAAAAUAGAGAAACAAAAGAUCAGAUAAAUGACACAGUCUGAAAAACUUUCGGUUUCCACUUAUUUAUUAUCAUUUCCUAUUUAAACUAUUGCUCUUAUACUUUCUGCAAUUAUGAUGGAAGUAACAAAAAGUGAUAUUUAUCUGCUUGAGGCCCGUUUCCACAAUUUAAUCUAAGUUUAACUCGUUACAGGCCUAUUCAGAUAAACGUAUAUAGUAUAUGUGCACAAGAAAAUUAACCAAUUGUGUGUCUAAUAUAAAAGACAUCUUUCUGCAGAGGUCAUACUUGAUUAAUUUCUGCAGGGAUCAUACUUGGUUAAUUUCCUUAUGCAUACGCAAUAUGUGAUUAUGCAAGUUUGUGUGGAUAAACCUUUAACGAGUUAGAUUCUGGUUAAAGUUGUAGGAACAAAGUUUUGUGUUUUAAUUUUACUGAUAUAUAUUAUUCAAUAAUGCAAUCUACAUUGAAAAUAAGUGGAAUUUCUGUAGUUUCGCAUGAGUUGAUUAACUAUAAAGUCACAAAAUACUAGCUAAGAUAAUCUUUAAUCGUAAUAAUAAAGAAAUUUUGUUGAACACUUUUGAGGUUUAAAACAGUAUAUGAAUAUCGCAUAUUUAGUAAAGAUUAAUUACAAAACGCACAGUAUAUAAUCUUACAUAAAAUUUAUUUAUGAUAAAGUCUUUCAAUGCUUCAUCUUGCCAGUAUUUUUCACAUAUUGAAAUGUUUUACAGAUGCUUAAUGAGAAAGAGAUCUAUGUUAAGAUCCAGUCAAAUAGAAUAUAUGUAUAUGAUUUAUUAUAUACACAUGAUUUGUGAAAAUGCUAUAAAAAUGGUAACGCGUAUAUUGGAAAAAUAACUGGCAAGAAUGGAAUUAAAUAUUCCACUGUACAGAAUGAUCAUAUAAAAAAAUAAUCUAGAGCUCACGUCUCUCGUGAGUUUACGUAUAUAAUCGCGUUUACAUUUCUCUAAAUUCUAUACAUACGAUCUCGUAUAAGCGCGUCUGUCCAAACCUAUCACAUUUUUGCUAGUUUCCUCGGAGUAUUUAGGAAACUAAUAAUUCAUGAUAUAAAAGGUAAAAGUACUAAUUACAUUAACUCUGGACAUUCUCAUUAUUUUGGUCUUUAAAUACAAAUAGUUUAGAUAUUUGUAUUAAGAACGAAAACAAUAACAAUGUUCAGGAUUAAGUACGCAUAUUCAGACAUUGGUACUUUUACUUUAAUAAUCAUAUUUAGAAAUAAUAUAUAUGUGCAUAUAUAUACAUAUAUUAUAUACACUCGCUUAUAUAUAUAUAUAUUCGCUUACACAGUAGUCUCUUUUAGUACUUUAUAAAUUGUAACAUAUAAAGUUAUAUAAUACAUAACGUGUUUAGAUCCACUAAAAACAUGAAUCUAAAUUAGAACACUAUUAUAGCCUUAACUGUCUAUGCCAAAACUCGGGACGCGUUGCAUAUUUCGAUUGUAGAUUUUUGACUUGCUAUCUAGCAUUAUUCUGCUCACCUUAUCACUCAGUGCGUAACCUACGAGCCGCUUGAGAUUUGGGAGAUUUGUGUGACUUAUAAAUAUGUUUUUAAUAAUGAAAAGCUAAUACAUGUUUACAAGUUAUAUACGCUCCCAAAUCUCGAGGGGUCGUAGAUUGCGCGUCGGCCAAUGAGAUAAGUGGAAUAACGUUAGACGGAAUAAGAGUCGAAAGUUUGCAAUCGAAAUGUGCAACGCGUGCCGUGCUCUGCUCUAUACCGAAUUUACAAUUCGAGAAAACUGUGUAUAGUCUUUUAGUAACAACCUCCGUAGAAAUAUAUUGUGGAAAGACGGUAAAUUAAACAGAAAUAUUCUCUUUUUUUAUUUUUAAUGGACAACAAAUUUUUUGUAUUUUUUUUAUAGAAAUAACAACAAGAAUUUCCUAUAAUAAGAUUAUUUACUAUGAGUAUUAUUACCUAUUGUAUCACAUCGGCGAUAAUACAAUAGAUAAGGUACUCGGGGAGGUACUGGAUUCAAAACAAUAUCUUCGGAUAUUGCUUUUGCGGAGGUAUCGUCAUAUCUCACCCAAGUUCCAUAACCGACGUGGAAACAGUCUGUCACAUAAUGACCUUUCGUUGCUUCCUUUCCGUCGUGAUAGGUCACCGCAAAUAAUUUAUAUUGUUUUUGUUUCGGCAACAACUUUCUUGUAUUUGCCGAUAGGAAUUCUGUAAAAAAAUAAGAAAAUUUUCUAUAUUUGUAUAUUUUAUAUAUUGUAUUCUGUAUAUUGUAUAUACAUCAAAUUAUGGUAUAAAAAUAGAAUUUAACAAAACUGUUUCAUAUACUUACUGUUGUCAAUUUUAAGGUCAAUCGGAAAUUCUACUGCUUUAAUUAGUUUGGAACAUCCGUUAUAUUUGUACACAAACCAUUUUAAAUGCAGUAUUAAAACAGCAGGUAACUCUUCCAGCGUUACCUGCUUCCAAGCCUCGAUUUGUUUUUUCGUUUUAGAGCAAGUCAUACCUUCUAAUCUGUCCUUGCUCACAAGAAUAUCAAGGGCUUGUUUCACAGAGUCAGCUUUCUGUAAUAAUUCAGUUGUAUUAGAUAUGCUCUUUUUUAUUUUGCGUUAUAAAUUGUUCAUUAAAAUAGCUUGACUCAGUCAAUAAAUGUUAAUAUAAUAAUAUUUUGCAACAUGGAAAAAUGUAUUGUUACAUGUAAUGUUCACAAAUAAAGACAUGUAAUGUCACAAUAUAUAA
Odontomachus brunneus is the source of this 5652-nucleotide messenger RNA. RefSeq names its product lariat debranching enzyme-like. Gene Ontology annotation, biological process: mRNA splicing, via spliceosome. The transcript has 8 exons. NCBI's taxonomy places the organism in Eukaryota, Metazoa, Arthropoda, Insecta, Hymenoptera, Formicidae. Bases 454 to 2397 code for a protein of 647 amino acids. Gene Ontology annotation, cellular component: nucleus. The record is from RefSeq and is a predicted model, not a curated record. Gene Ontology annotation, molecular function: RNA lariat debranching enzyme activity.